UGCUAAAUGACAAUGGUGCAAUAGUUUUUUACAAGUAAUAUUUCUAUCAUUAAGGGCCUUUAUGCGAAAGAAAGACUGCAAUGUGACAAGGUGGACAUGCAGCACUCUGGCCCAUGCACGCCAGCAAGAUGGCACAUCAUGUGGUGUCCUGGCCUUAAAAUUUGCAGAGAAAAUAUUGAAAGGGCAGCCAAUUAACAUUGAGACGCACCUUUCGGCUGUGAACAAUUUGAGACUGGAUAUUGCCACUAUUCUCCUUCAAGAAACAGAUGAUCUCAGCAAGGUCUGUCACAGCUGUGGGAUGGAGGAGAGCGAUAACCCUCAAUGGAUCUGCUGUGACAUCUGUGAUAGGUGGUUUCACCAUGAGUGUGUCCUGAGGCCAGAUGUGGAUGGGGAUUACCUGUGCCCUGCGUGUUCAUGAUGAGGGGAGUGUUGGAAGUAUUAAACUAUAUUUAUGUUAUCCCCUUCUGCCCAAUAUAUAAUAAUAUUUCUGUUUAUAGAUGUAUAGUUUUUUAUGAGGAGUUACAUUUUAUUACCAAAAAGUGUUCUUGUCUUUGUGUUCACUUUAUUUGACGUUUGACUUUUAAUAUUGUAUAUAUAAAUUAUUUAACUAUUGGUGGAUUUUGUUAUUUGUUUGUAUUAAAAUAAAUUGCAUUAUACCUUGUUUGAUAAGAAAUUAUAUUUCUUCUCCUCUGACCUGAAAAAACCUAUUUAAUUACAAGACUGGUUUCAGAUUAUAUUAUCGUAAUACCGAUGUAUUUAUGAUGUUUGGUGUGACAGGGACUUUAUCUCUAUUGUGAGGUAAACUUUGUUAGAGAAGUCCCAUGUACCAAGAGCUGGGGACACUGUACAUACCAAGAAAAACAUAGGGGGUGCAUUCUCAGGCAGCUGGCCUGAACGUCCUGCCUGAAAAUGCAAAUAACUCCACCUCUGGAGGUCCAAUUUUCACAUGGUUUUCAGUGUACACCGGGGGGGCUAU
Molecule: messenger RNA, 976 nt
Organism: Nerophis lumbriciformis (worm pipefish)
Lineage: Eukaryota; Metazoa; Chordata; Actinopteri; Syngnathiformes; Syngnathidae
Source: RefSeq, a predicted model, not a curated record